This is a messenger RNA of Pogoniulus pusillus (Red-fronted tinkerbird), 2453 nucleotides long. It is a transcript of the gene EPHX1, whose product is annotated as epoxide hydrolase 1. Lineage: Eukaryota; Metazoa; Chordata; Aves; Piciformes; Lybiidae. Bases 257 to 1639 code for a protein of 460 amino acids. Gene Ontology annotation, biological process: epoxide metabolic process. The transcript is spliced from 9 exons. The record is from RefSeq and is a predicted model, not a curated record. Gene Ontology annotation, molecular function: epoxide hydrolase activity.
CCUCCCUGCUCGCCUCCAUCUCCCGCCGCUGUGGGGCCGACCAGCCUCAGCUGCGGCCUGGCGCUCUCCGCCCCCGGAACUACAACUCCCAGCGGGCUGCGGCCGGAGCCACUCUGGGCGGCGAGGCGAGCCGAGCUAAGGUGUGCGCGGUCCGGUUCCGGGUGCAGCAGGCAACGGCUCCGGCCGGAGCCACUCCCGGCGGCGAGGCGAGCCGAGCUAAGGUGUGUGCGGUCCGGUUCCGGGCGCAGCAGGCAUUAUGCUGCUUGAAGUAUUCCUGGUUUUGGGAACAGUCAUCAUCUACUUCUUACUAUCCAGGAAAAAAGAAGAGACAACAUUACCCCUCAAAGAGGGCUGGUGGGGCAAGGGACAGAAGCCUGACACUGAAGAAGACACAACAAUUCGACCCUUUAAGGUGGAAACUACAGAAGAAGAGCUGAGCGACUUAUUUAGGAGGCUUGACCAGGCUCGAUUCACUGAGCCACUGGAGAACAGUUGCUUCCAUUAUGGUACUAACUCCAAGUACCUCAGGAAGGUUGUCUCCUACUGGAAAAACCAGUUCAACUGGAAGAAACAGGUUGAAGUCCUCAACAAGUACCCACAAUUCAAAACGAAGAUUCAAGGCAUCGAUGUCCACUUUGUUCACGUGAAGCCUCGCCGCCUGCCUAAAGGGCAACCUGCAAAGCCACUGUUAAUGGUUCAUGGUUGGCCUGGCUCCUUCUAUGAGUUCUACAAGAUUAUCGCUCUCUUGACGGAUCCUGGCCUCUAUGAUGAACACGUCUUUGAAGUAAUCUGCCCAUCUAUUCCUGGAUUUGGUUUCUCAGAAGCACCCCACAAAAAAGGCUUUGAUUCUGUCAGUGCCGCUUCCGUGUUCUACGAAUUGAUGCUCAGACUGGGAUUCAAGCAGUUCUACAUACAAGGUGGUGAUGCUGGCUGGCUCAUCUGCACCAAUCUGGCCCAGAUAGCUCCCAGCCACGUGAAAGGUCUCCAUUUAAAUCUAGCCUUAGCUACAAAGAUGGGAUUCAUGCAGCUGCUCUCCAUACUGCUGGGCCGCUAUCUUCCAGGGCUCUUUGGCUUUCAGGAUGAAGAUGUCAGGAGGAUGUUUCCCUUCUUGAAGAAAGUGCUUUACAAGAUGUUGCUGGAGUCUGGCUAUGCUCACAUACAGGCUACAAAGCCUGAUACUGUUGGCUGUGGUUUGAAUGACUCCCCUGUAGGACUGGCUGCAUACAUCUUGGAAAAAUUUUCCACAUGGACUGAUCUGGAAUUUCGUGAUUUGGAGGAUGGAGGGUUAGAGAGGAAGUUCAGCCUGGAUGACCUGCUUACCAAUGUCAUGAUCUACUGGGUGUCAGGCUGCAUGGUCUCCUCCAUGCGUUUCUACAAAGAGAAUCUGCAGCAGGGGCUGGGCACACAGGAGCAUGACAAGCUGACAGUACAAGUACCUACUGGCAUUGCCUCCUUCCCUAAUGAAAUCAUGCACACACCCCAGGCUUGGGCCCAGAAGAAAUACAUCAACAUAGUUUCCUUCCAUUUCAUGCCUCGAGGUGGCCACUUUGCAGCUUUGGAGGAACCUGAACUUCUGGCUGAAGAUAUUCUACAUUUUGUUGAGAAAGUAGAGAAAGAGCAGCUUUGGAGGAAGAAAUAAGAGUAACUCCCCUAAUGAAUAGCAGGGUAAUUGCUUAGAGCUUAGCACAGGUACAGGCCUUACUAAGUCUCCUUUAAUCCAUGUAAGUAGUUUAUUCUUGACCAAAUGUGAGAGAGGACAGCCAAGAAAACUGCAGCCUGUCUCACUGAGGUACUGCCAUGGGGAACUGCUGGCUUUGGGUUGAUAUUUGCUUUGUUCAGCUAGGCUAAGAAAGUAGCAUGAGGAUUGUUUGGUUAUCUUGUCCCCCAAGCACAGACUUCUCAAAUCUGCUUUGCAAUAUUCCUCAUUCUUGCUUUGAAAUUGAAACCUUCCAACUCCUCACACUGCUAAUAACGUAACUAACAGCAAUUUAAUUGUCAUGAAAGGCUGCUUUUUUUCCCCACAGCAACAGUAAAACUCGAGUUGAUGUAGGUCUGAGGUUCCACACAAAGAAUGGGGAACAACCUAGCAAGACCCAACUUGCAUGAGCAUGUUGGGUAAGCAGCAUGGAUGAGCUACAAACAGCAGCUUUAAACUAGCCAGCUGGCUACUGCUGGCUGCCUUCCUUUUGCAGCCUGGGCUUUCAAGCAGCACCCUGGCUGUGAGGAGAAAAAUCAGCUCCCAGGACAGCAGCAUGUGUGAAGCAGCUGAAACACAGGUGGCUGCAGCUUGGACCAGAAGGAGGGGGUGGGGUGUAGGAGCGAUUUUAGCCCAAGCUAUCUCUGCACUGAAUUUGUACUCAACUCAAAUCAUAGCCCUGGACAGGCUCAAGACACUGCAGCUUUGCACUGUUAAGAGUAAAAAUGUCAAUAAUUAAAAGAACCUUUCAUUAAGA